Molecule: messenger RNA, 987 nt
Organism: Aureobasidium vineae
Lineage: Eukaryota; Fungi; Ascomycota; Dothideomycetes; Dothideales; Saccotheciaceae
Source: the annotation of a GenBank genome assembly
AUGGGCAAAUCAGAGAUCAGAUAUGCUGCCAAAGUCGAUCUAGAGAAGGAUGCGGCUUCUCAACCUCAGCUCCACAUCGCAGAUGGUGAAGUCGUUAAAAUUGAAUGCGUCGACUGGACGGGCGGCCAGAUCAAAAACACCGACGACGCAGACGACAUCAAAAACGUCGACCUGACCAAGAUCCACUACCUUAGCGGACCUUUUGAGAUUGAGAAUGCCGAGCCUGGAGAUGUGCUGGUGGUAGAGAUUCAAGAUGUGCAGCCUUUGCAAGACCAGCCUUGGGGAUUUACAGGUAUCUUUGCAAAGGAGAAUGGAGGUGGAUUUUUGGAUGAACUGUAUCCUGACGCAGCAAAAGCCAUCUGGGAUUUCGAAGGCAUCUUCUGCUCUUCACGCCAUAUCCCCCAUGUCCGCUUCCCUGGCCUCAUCCACCCAGGAAUCCUCGGCUGUGCCCCCUCAGCCGCCAUCCUCGCAGAAUGGAACCGUCGCGAAAACCAACUCAUCUCUGAAUGCGCACACAUGACCCGCGAUGUAGCAAAACCACCUGAACCCACAAACGUCCACGCUGGGGCUGCCGAUGAGGCUCUGAAGGAAAAAGUUGGUGAGGAAGGCGCAAGAACCAUCCCCGGCCGCCCCGAACACGGCGGCAACUGCGACAUCAAAAACCUCUCCCGCGGCUCAAAAGUCUACCUCCCCGUCCACGUCCCCGGCGCUAAAUUCUCAGUCGGCGAUCUGCACUUCUCCCAAGGCGAUGGCGAAAUCUCCUUUUGCGGCGCCAUCGAAAUGGCAGGCGUGAUAACCAUAAAGUUUUCCGUCAUGAAGGAUGGCAUCAAGCAUUUGGACAUGAAAUCUCCAAUCUAUAUCCCUGGUGCUAUUCCCAAUGCUUGCACGACUCUGGGACUUCCAGUUGAUAUCUUCGACUUUGAUAUCAGACCUGAGGCUUCUGUCAAGAAGCUCGACAUGGGAACUUGCGCUUUUGCUUCCAAGUAG